Molecule: messenger RNA, 774 nt
Organism: Myripristis murdjan (pinecone soldierfish)
Lineage: Eukaryota; Metazoa; Chordata; Actinopteri; Holocentriformes; Holocentridae
Gene: cd59b
Product: CD59 molecule (CD59 blood group) b
Exons: 3
Coding region: 150-506 (118 amino acids)
Source: RefSeq, a predicted model, not a curated record
AAAGAGCUACUCUGAGCUCAGUCCACUGCUGUCUGCCUCGGGUCAGUGUGGACAAGACCGGACACCAAGCCCAGCUGGCCAGAGUGUGUUGCUCCUCUACUACCUGCUUAGUUUCAAUUAAGACAGUCCUCGUUCUCAAGGUGACGGACAUGAAGCGCUCCCUUGGACUGUGCUUGCUGGUGUGUUUCGGGAUGCUUGAUUUGGGCUCUGGGCUUCGCUGCUACAAGUGCUCAGAUUACACCGGACGCUGCCAAAACGUCCAGGAGUGCACGUAUGAAGACUCCUGUAUAUCUCUGAGUGAAAGAGGUGGGAAGACCAUCCGCCAGUGCAUCAGGUACACAGACUGCGAUAACUCCCGGCUCACCCAGAUGUUUCCAGCCAUCUCCGGCUUCACCUACCGGUGCUGCAGCAGCAACCUGUGCAACUCAGGCAAUGCUGUUACCACGGCAACACCUCUACUGGCUGUUGUGGGAUCCCUGCUGAGUGUUUGGUGGUGUUCAGUGUGAAUGAAUGGCAGCAAACUAACUGUGAGCUAGUUUCGUUUUUUUAGGAUAAUUACUGAUUUUGUUUAGAAAAAUUAAUUAAUGUAUUAACACAAGUGUGUUGGUGUUUGGUAUGGUCACGUGUGUGAAGUCUUCUCAGGUCAGGUUUUAAAGUCACAAUGAAAUGUGGUGGCUAAUAAGACCCAUGCAACAAUAAAUGAUCAAAAUGUCUUUUUUUAAAAAAAAAAAAAAAAAAGCAAUUAUCCAAAUAUAGGUUGCAUGCUGUCAUUUU